GGCAUCGGUCACUCGCGAAAAGUACGCAAGGUACGCAUGGGUCUCUUGACAGCUGAGGCGCGCUAACCUCAAAUCGAGAAGCGCGAUGAAAUCCGUGAAGACGCAUAGAACGAGAAGGAAAUUACAGCAGCCUCCGUCAUCCUUCGCUGAUUACACGGAAGAAGCGACGGACGAGGAUGUAGGUAAGGACUUUCGUACUCUGAUAAGCGCGCCGUUCUCGAAGGGCGGGCACUUCGUCUUCAAGUCGGAGAAGACUUGGUCCGUCGACUCGUCGCAGUACUCGGAAUUCUUCACGUUGAAUCUGAAAGCCCUAUCAGCCGCAAUCAGUGGCAUUCCCUUCAACGAGUACGUCGGCGUCGAUGACAAAUACUUCACGAGCGACCAAUUAACAAGUAUCUGCAAUAACGCCGAGGAAGGAAAGGCGGCGUACGGCAUCAUUCUGAAUGAACUAGACACGUCGGGUUCAUCGAGUGUCUCGAAAACUGAUGCGAGCAGGGAUACGACGAGCGAUCAGUCGAAAAACUCGGAGCUCGCGGCAGGGACGAAAUCUCAAUCGGAAGACAGCAUCGAUAGUCUAGAGGAAGAUAUAGAUUUCCUGCUGUCCCUAAAGGAACCUGUGCAGAGUGGCGUAACGACAAUCACGCAACCUGUUCCUCUUUCCCAUAGCAACGAUUCUAAGCAGAAAUCAAAGAACGUGUCAAGUGAACCAGUUGACUUGGAGAAGUGGCUAGAUUUUGUCUUAAAUGAUUAAUAUUUUCCCCUUGGAAUAUAUUGAAAAAAUAGAAAGGAACCCGAAGGUGUGUUGCGUGCAUGUGUUUAGAACCAAAAGGUAAUGCAAAUGAUACAUUAACAUUAUUAAAACAAGACAUGUAAGAAAAAACAAUGUAUUUGGCACACUAAGCAUGUAAAGAACUAUGUCUUAAAUGAUUAUAAAAUUAUAUGAAUAUUUAUAU
This is a messenger RNA of Ooceraea biroi (clonal raider ant), 953 nucleotides long. RefSeq names its product Apoptosis and caspase activation inhibitor. The record is from RefSeq and is a predicted model, not a curated record. Gene Ontology annotation, biological process: negative regulation of G2/M transition of mitotic cell cycle. Lineage: Eukaryota; Metazoa; Arthropoda; Insecta; Hymenoptera; Formicidae.